ACCAAUUUUAUAAAAUUUAGCACGACUGACGAAACACAAGUGUCUGCUCCCAUGUCUGACGCUGACGCCACCCAACCGCUGCCGGUAGUGCCGCCGGCAAUCCAGCCUCAGUUGCAGACUGCCCAGAAUUUGGGGUACCAUUUACAAUCAAACGAGCAUGAAGCUACACUAUUGGUUCGUCAUCUUCCCGAAGCAAUUCCUCAGGAGACCCUUUCUCGACUCUUCUCCCACUACGGCGCCUCUUCUGUCCGGCCGUGUUCGCAUGGCAGGGUGAGGAAUUGUGCUUUUGUGGAUUUCAAGAAUGAAGCUUUGGCAUCUCAAGCACAGAAGCAGUUGAAUGGGUUGCGAUUUCUUGGCAAAGUCUUGUUAGUAGAGAGAGCAUGCAAAUCCAUGAAAGAUAAGAAAAGCCAAGAGGACGAGAACAAAAAGAGAAGUGAUUUGGAUUCUUUGAUAGAAGAUGCUGCUGUUGGCAAGCAUCAAAGAGAAGGAUUCAAAUUAGGGUCCUUGCUAACUAGUGAGCCAAUUGCUGAAAGGCUUGGUGUGGACUACCCAUUUCCUCCUUACCUUGAGUACGCAUAUCCCCCUCCUGAUGGGAAUAUCCUCACCAACAUUGUUAAUGCACUUAUUGCUGUUCCGCGGUUCUAUACACAGGUGUUGCACUUGAUGAAUAAAAUGAAUAUACCAGCUCCAUUUCGUGUGGCACUUCCAACACCACCCCUUCCAACUUUGGUGCUUGCUUCUCCAGUCCCUCCACCACCUCCGCCUGUUGCUACAAGAACUAACAUGGAAGAUGUAUCCAGUAGCGAAUCCGAAAUGGAGUCUUCAGAUGAGGAAGCUCCAGGAGAGGGCAGAGCUAAGGCAAAGCGUAUCAAGCGAGAAGCAAUUGUAGGUCCUGCAGUUGACGAGGACAUUGGGCAUGAGGCUGUUGGAUUGAAACGUUCUGCCUUACUUCCAAAAGAAAUCCCAAUAAUAAAAAAGAAGAACCCUGUGCUACAGAUUAAGAUAGCACCGAAACAGAUUCAGAAUGAACAGGUGGGUGAUGCAGCUCAGGAGGAAUCACUGAAGCCAGACAAAGAGGCCUUACAUCACGAACCUUAUGCGACGGUAGAAGAACUAAAGAGGGGAAAACUGCCCCCUGAGGAGAUUUUAUCUUUGCCUAUGUUCAAGAAUUAUAGAGCUGGGAAUCCUUCUUCUGUUUUGUACAUUAAGAACCUAGCGAAAGAUGUGGUAGCUGAUGACUUCUACUUUAUAUUUGGGUCAUUCUUUGGAAGCAUUGAUGUAGCAAAAUCCAGUCUUAAUGUGAAGUUGAUGCAGGAAGGAAGAAUGAGAGGACAGGCUUUUGUUACCUUCCCAUCAAUUGAACUUGCCCAUGGUGCUCUGAAUUUAGUCAAUGGGUACGCGCUUAAAGGCAAGCCAAUAAUCAUCCAGUUUGGUCGGAAUCCUGCUGCUUCUAUAUAAAACUGAAUAGAUUUUCUUAAACGCAAGGAAGAUCUGUCUCUGGAAGUCAAAAGUGUUGGCUUUAUUUCCUCAUGGAAACAGGUUUACAUGCGUGUAUAUCUCUAUUGGGGAAAUGAGUACUUUUACGUCUAAAACUCUGUUUUACCCACUUUGAAGGCAAUCUGCUGUCAGCAUUUGGUGUUAGUCCUUGGCCCUUACCAUGGAAGUUGUGGAAGUUACCUGUUGUGCGCUUUGAAUUUAAAAGCUAUCAUCGUGGAAUGUCACAAAAAAGUUCUGGGUUUAAUGUGGAUCAGGUGUUGGCUCACAAUGUUGCUGAUGAUGGAACAGAAGAUUGGGAUUGGAAAAUUUCCUCAAUGACAACAUCAUACCUCGACUGAAGGACCAUUUAUCAUUAACUCAAAAAUCAUUUACUGUGCCAGGCAUAGAUUGUUGAACAGAAAUCAAAUUUCAUGGAUCUUCAAUUCUUAGCCAGGAACCCAGAAAAGCCUGUAACUUACAAAAGCUAUGAGCUAUCAGCAAUUCAGCAUGAUCUAAUUAUCUGUGCA
Messenger RNA from Coffea eugenioides, 2003 nucleotides. RefSeq names its product U11/U12 small nuclear ribonucleoprotein 65 kDa protein. NCBI's taxonomy places the organism in Eukaryota, Viridiplantae, Streptophyta, Magnoliopsida, Gentianales, Rubiaceae. Gene Ontology annotation, cellular component: U12-type spliceosomal complex. Gene Ontology annotation, molecular function: U12 snRNA binding; pre-mRNA intronic binding. Gene Ontology annotation, biological process: mRNA splicing, via spliceosome. The transcript has 12 exons. Bases 52 to 1458 code for a protein of 468 amino acids. The record is from RefSeq and is a predicted model, not a curated record.